AUGCAGAAGCUAUUAAGCAAGAGCCCUUCUUCACUGGGAAUCACCGGAAGCCCCCCUGUUGUUUUGUCUGCUAAUUCGCCCUUCUCACGAGGGUUUUGCAAAACCCUGAACAAAAAAUUCAAAGCCGUCGCUGACCCGGGUCGCGGAAUUUCUAUUAUGCCGUCCGCCGCCGCCGCCGCCGCCGCCGCUGCUACUUUGAGACUUCACUCUUCCGGUUCUUGUUUCGGGAAUGGAGGCGCCUCCCCCGCCGUUAAGGCCCCUGUGAGUUUUGGGUCGGUUAACGUUGGGAAUAUUGGGAUGGGUCAGUGUAGGAUUUGCAAAUGCUCCAUUAAUGGGAAUACAGGGGUUGUCGGUGUUGGUUCAAUGAGGGCUUGGGUUGUUCUGAAGGAGAAUGUGAGAGGUGGGUCUCGUAAGGCUUGGUUUGGCACGGUGGGAGCAGGGGGUGACAAGGAUGAGGCUGUUGUGGAGGGUGGUGAAGAGGGCUCGGAGGAUAAGGUUGCUCAGGUGAAGGUUCAGCGGAGGCAGAGGCCUACUACUGCAGUUGCCUCGCCGGAGAAGCUGGACUUGCUGACUAUUCCGGGAGUUGGACCAAGGAAUUUACAAAAGUUGGUGCAGAAGGGAUUUUCUGCUCUUGCUGAACUCAAACAGCUUUACAGGGAUAAGUUUUUCGGACAAUCCAGUGAAAAAAUGGUGGAGUAUUUGCAAAGUUCUGUGGGAAUUAUUCACAAAAACCAUGCUGCAAGCAUAACUACAUUUGUUAAAGAGAGUGUAGAUGAGGAGUUGAAGGAAGAUGGUUCUGAAGUUAAGAGAGCUCAAAAGAAGCGUAUUACCUUUUGUGUGGAAGGAAAUAUCAGUGUUGGCAAAUCUACAUUUCUGCAGAGAAUCGCUAAUGAGACUCUGGAGCUUAGAGAUCUUGUGGAAAUUGUUCCUGAGCCGGUUGAUAAAUGGCAGAAUGUUGGUCCUGAUCACUUCAACAUUCUGGAUGCAUUCUACCACGAUCCUAAGAGAUAUGCCUACACCUUUCAGAAUUAUGUGUUCGUGACUAGGAUGAUGCAGGAAAGAGAAUCAUCCGAUGGUAUCAAGCCUCUCAGAUUGAUGGAAAGAAGUGUUUUCAGUGAUAGAAUGGUCUUUGUGAGAGCUGUUCAUGAAGCGAAAUGGAUGAAUGAAAUGGAACUAAACAUCUAUGAUUCAUGGUUUGAUCCUGUGGUGGCUGCCUUACCAGGGCUAAUCCCUGAUGCCUUCAUCUAUCUUAGAGCAAGCCCAGAUACCUGUCACAGACGAAUGGUGUCGCGUAACAGAGAAGAGGAAGGUGGAGUCUCCCUGGAUUAUCUGCGUGAUUUGCACGAGAAGCAUGAGAGUUGGCUGUUUCCAUCAGAAUAUGGAAAUCAUGGUGUUGUGUCUGUUAGCAACCUCCCCCAGCUCGUUUCUCUACCGCCAGAUAUUAAGGAUCGUGUCUUUUACUUGGCGGGUGAUCAUAUGCACCCUAGCAUCCAACAGAUCCCAGCCCUGGUUCUUGACUGUGAGCCAAACGUUGAUUUUAGCAGAGAUGUUGAAGCCAAGAGGCAUUAUGCUCGCCAAGUUGCUGAAUUUUUCAAGUUUGUGAAGAAAACAAGAAAAGACUCCCCUGAGGUUCUGGUACCCCAUGAAGGAAAACUGUGGGUACCAGAUGGAAAACAUUUCCCUGAAUCAGCUCUGAAGUCUUUGGAUUUCAGAAAAGCCAUGUCGUCACUAGGGUCUCCACCAUGA
Molecule: messenger RNA, 1746 nt
Organism: Oldenlandia corymbosa var. corymbosa
Lineage: Eukaryota; Viridiplantae; Streptophyta; Magnoliopsida; Gentianales; Rubiaceae
Source: the annotation of a GenBank genome assembly